AUGUUUAAUUCAGCUAGUCAAUGUAGGGCUGAUUAUUUGGGAUUGUUUUCAUUAAGUAAUCUCUCAAUUAGAAUUUCUUAUUUUGUUAAAGACUGUCCUCUUUCCGUUAAAGUAAAAUUUAGCUCAUAUAUUGAUAAGAUCGUGAAUUCUGCCAUUAAUAAAGUAAAUGACAUUUCUUUUAAAAGAUUAAAGUGGCUAGGCAAAUAUACGAUAUUUCUGAAAAAAGAGUACAACAACAAACUACUUAUAAUUCUUCUUGUUGAUGAACUGGAUAUAAAUUUUGAUAUCGACAAAAUUUUUCGAGAGUUAAAACUAUCGCUGAAAACUAUAAUUCUGGCAAAGAGUCAGGUCGUAGAAAACAUUAACAGAUCUAAUGGUCAGGAGUUUAAAAUUGAGAAUAAUUUAUGUGAAUCAAAUUUUGAUUUGAAAAUAACUGAAAUUAUUUCUAACGAAUCUCAAUAUAUAAAAAUACAAAUCGAGGCAAUGCUACAAAAAAUUAAUCUUAGAAAGAUUGAAUUUGCAAACUUAAUGACAGAAAAAGUCAAAAUAUCAUUAAAUGAAUCGCUUAAAACAAUACUGCUUAAUUGCGAAGACAUUCGAAUUUUGGAAGCAAACUCUAAGAUUUUGAAAAAAAAUAGCCACCAAUUGUUUAAGAAUGUAUUAAGAGACAAUAGUGACAUUAAAAGAAGUGUGGCAAAUUUAUUAUUUGUCUCUACAAUAAUAACAGCAACUCUAUUGUUAUUAAUUAAAUGA
Molecule: messenger RNA, 753 nt
Organism: Cryptosporidium ubiquitum
Lineage: Eukaryota; Apicomplexa; Conoidasida; Eucoccidiorida; Cryptosporidiidae
Exons: 3
Coding region: 1-753 (250 amino acids)
Source: RefSeq, a predicted model, not a curated record